Molecule: messenger RNA, 2015 nt
Organism: Sitodiplosis mosellana (orange wheat blossom midge)
Lineage: Eukaryota; Metazoa; Arthropoda; Insecta; Diptera; Cecidomyiidae
Exons: 2
Coding region: 859-1569 (236 amino acids)
Source: RefSeq, a predicted model, not a curated record
UGGAGAUGAACAUUGAACAUUGAUAAUUGGUUUAGUAGAGAAAACGCCGUCAAUUUACUCGAAGGAAAAUUCAAACAAUUAUUUAAAUUGAAAGAUUCAUCUGGAAUAGUUAUUUUUAUUGACGAUUGAACGGAACAAUUUGAUGACAACGUUUUUGUUUUGAUUUGAUGAACGUCACAUUGAAUAGAAGCAUUGAAAAGCCGUAUCCAACCAAAAUGAGUGACAAACCAUCCAGUAAAAUGUCAAAAACUGAAGCCACGAGUCAAGAGUCAGAAGGCGAUGUCAGUGAAAACGAUGACCAACUGCCCGUUGCUGUUCCAGCAGCCCAAGAAAAUGCGUGCGAAAUCUUCAAGCUCGAUUUUGACUGCUGCGAAGAAUUAUUCGAGUGGUUGUCGAUCAAAGACCUUCACUCAAUGGGUCAAACAUGCAAACGGAUGCAUCGAAUCGCUGGCAUGUAUUUCCAACAGAUUUAUCGUGGUGCAUCGAUUAGAAGUGGAACCUGAUGGCAUUUAUUGCGGUUCUAUUCGAGUAAAUGAUUUCAGUGAAUUCAUAGAAGAAAUUGAAAUUGAACCCGGAGAAAUACGCAAGGACCAAUUGGCAAAUUACAAAUCAUUGAAGAAAAUUCAUUAAACGUCUUUAGUUUCAGUCCCUUCAAAAGAACUCCAUUUGAUAAGUGAUGUUCUGGCCAAGGUCGAGAGCAUAUUUAUUGGCCACCAUCAUUCUGACGACACCAUUCUUGAUUUUUGUCCAAAUUUGAAGCUACUUGAAUUGAAUAGGUGGAGCAACACUGACUGGCUAUCGAAACUGAACAAGUGUCCGAAGCUCGAACUUAUCAGUUUGCCAUUGGAGGUGGUGAAUAUGGAAGAAUUGCUCAAUAAAAUGCCCAAUAUUCGAACGAUAAAAGUAGAGUGGCGAGACCUUUUGCCUAAUAAAGAUGCACUUUUAAACACCAACGUAAAAUUGGAUAAUUUGAUCGUCGAGACUUUUGACGAUGAUGAUGGAUCUGUCUGCGCCAUUUUAAACGAGCUCUAUGAUCGUGGCUUCUACAAACGAUUGCACUUAAUUGAUGUGGGUUCUAUUCAUUUUGCCAAUCAACAAUUUAUUGAUCGAAUGGCGACGUUGCGUGCACUCGAAACGCUUAAAAUCGAAUAUAUGGAUGCCGAUUUCCCAGUCAUGCCGAACGUGAAGAAAAUUAUAUUCAACGAUGAGAACGACUUUAAUUUUACCACAUUUCCAUCUAAACUACCAAAUUUGCAAUGGAUUGUUGUUCCCAACGAUUCGAUUGAUGCAUGGGAGGCGAUUCUACCUUUCAUUCGUGGCUCAAAGCAACUAUCGAGAAUCAAUAUGGUGGAACGAACUAAUGAAGAAUACGACGAAAACAUUCUCGAUCUGCCGACCUUGAACAAGGAACGUGAAAAAUUGGCCGGAGCGCGCAAAGUGAUCAUUUAUGUGCCUGAAGAAACGUUUUUAGAAACGAAGUUUGCGCACGGCGCGAGUUACAGUUUGAUUGAAAUGAAACGCAAUGAAUCGCUGAAAUUGAGAUAUGAUGAUUUUUGGUACAUCGACUAAGCAGUCCAGAAAGAAAUCACUCGUUAUUCGUUCCCACUAACAUUCACAGUACGCCUAUGAAUAAAAAUAGUAUUUAGCGAACGUAUUGAGGCAAUACAAAAAACCAAAUCAUUAGUAUUUAGCUUCUUACACGAGAUAUAAAUUAGUUUUUUAGUUGAAUCGUUCAUUAGUAAUAAUUAAAAAAAAAAAACAAAAGAAAGUACACACAAAUGUAUGCAACCGAUUGUGGUCUGACAAUGCAUCAAUUAUGAUAACAUUUAAGUGAUACGAUUUCGAAUUGUCUGAAACAUUUCGUACUAACUGACUUUUAGUUUAUAUAGAAUUAGAUUCAUAAGAAACAAUUACCUAUUUCAAUACAAAUACACGGAUAAAAUGGGAAAUUUCAACAUUUUUUGCUAAAGUUUUCAAUCCCCAAAAUAAACUUGUUUGCCUUUGAUGUACAAAAA